Messenger RNA from Paramecium tetraurelia, 435 nucleotides. RefSeq lists its product as uncharacterized. NCBI's taxonomy places the organism in Eukaryota, Ciliophora, Oligohymenophorea, Peniculida, Parameciidae. The record is from RefSeq and is a predicted model, not a curated record. The transcript has 2 exons.
AUGAUUAAGGAGACAUAUAAAUAGAACUUGAGUGAUUUUAUAACAAAUGAUUUAGAAAAGGCUUUUGCAAUUAUAAUUUUGAUGAUGAAUACAAUUAUGAUUUUAUGGCAGGCUUCAAAUUUUCAUAAACUAAUUAGAUUCUUUCUCAAAAUUAUGGAUCCAACUCUUUUAAAAAUAAACACUUUAGUGUUCAUCCUAAGUUUAAUAAGGAUACAAGCCUAUUCUUAUGCAGUUUUUGGAUGUUUUUUAAAGGAAUCUGAAUAAUAACUAUUUCAGCCAUCUGUUUUUAGAACUUUAUAAUCAUCAAGUUUCAUUUUUUAUGAUCUUGUCUUGGGAGUAAUAGGAGCAAAAUGGUUAAAGAAUUUAUUUAUUUAAGGAUUUCAAUUAUGCAGAAAUUUUUUCAUUAUUUUCAAAGUAUUUCUUAUAUUGAAAUGA